CAGCAUACAGUUCCAUUUGAGAAUUAUUUUAUAUAGGUUGCCCAAAAGAAUAUAUCUAUAAUCUAUACCUACCCACCCUCAAUAUUCUACUCCUACAAAUUCAAAAACGAGCUUUUGUAGCCAUCCAAAAUUUGGCUUAAGAUGAGACAGUAUUGAUCAGAUUCUGAAAACCCAUCAAUUCGCUUCCUCUCUAUCUAUAAUUGCCAGCUCUUUUUGGUUUUCUGUCAUUUUACCACUUUGGGGUUAUUUAUUUAUUUAUUUUUUUUAUCUUUUCCAUCAGUAGAGAAAUGUGGAAUCUCAAUGAUUCACCAGAUCAAACAAGGGCUGAUGAUACGGAUGGUUAUACGGAUGACAAGCUUAAAGGAGUCGACUCUGUGUCUAAUUCAAGCUCGUCGGCGGUGGUUAUCGAGGAUGCUUCUGAAGAUGAAGUUGCAGAAAGAGGUAGAAAGAAGAGGAGCAGCAAAAUAUUUGGGUUUUCUGUGGCUCACAACGAUGAUGACAGGAAUCCAUGCUCGUCGGAGUGUAAAUGGCUGGUUACUCGGCAGUUCUUUCCGGUCGACGAGUCCGAAACUGGGGCUACAUCAAGCGACCGACCACUCGAAUUCCCACAAGCUCAACGAUUUGGAGUUAAUUUAUCCACGUCUGAACCCCACGGCGCUGGCGGGCGUGGAUUUGGGAAGUCGGCGGCGGAGGUUGCACAGCCUCUCAAGAAAAGCCGACGAGGGCCUAGGUCUCGUAGCUCUCAAUAUCGUGGGGUUACCUUUUAUCGGAGGACUGGCCGGUGGGAGUCACACAUAUGGGAUUGUGGAAAGCAAGUUUAUUUGGGUUAGAAUUUCCUUCUUUAUUCUUCUUAUUUGGCAAACAAGAUUAUUCUUUUCUCAACUUGACUAUGAAGUUCUUGCUUUAUCAUCUGAUUGGUCAAAUGGGCUUUUGUUUUGGGAAAUUAUAGGUGGAUUUGAUACAGCACACGCGGCAGCUCGCGUAUAUGAUAGGGCAGCCAUUAAGUUCCGGGGAACGGAAGCAGACAUAAACUUCAAUCUAGAAGAUUACGAAGACGUAAAACAGAUGAGCAAUUUAACAAAGGAAGAAUUUGUGCAUGUACUUCGACGACAAAGUACAGGUUUUCCAAAAGGGAGCUCCAAGUAUAGAGGUGUUACUUUGCAUAAAUGUGGUAGAUGGGAAGCUAGAAUGGGCCAGUUCUUAGGCAAAAAAUAUGUUUAUCUGGGUCUUUUUGAUACUGAAGUCGAGGCUGCCAGGGCUUAUGAUAAAGCUGCCAUCAAGUGUAAUGGAAAGGAUGCUGUUACAAAUUUUGAUGCCAGCAUUUAUGAUGAAGAACUCAGAGGUGCAGGUAAAAUUAAUGAAUCUUCUAACAAUGCAGAAUAUCAUAAUCUAGACUUGAGUUUGGGGAAUGCAGCUUCAAAGUGUAGCAGCAGAGAAUUGGAAGAUGAAAAUCAUGAUCAGCAUUGUUCGACAAUGCCGUUUGAAUUUGAUUUGCGACUCCAGGGAUCAAGAUCCGAGCUUAAUUUCCAGAAUGGACUUGGUCAAAUUGACAGAAGGGAUGGAUAUAAUGAAAAUGAUACUUUACAGCUUCUAAGCCAAACACACCUGCACUCUCCCGGUUCAUUGAAGGUUAACGAAUUGCACCAAUAUAGACAGUUCAUGGAAGGCAAUGAGCCAAGAAUGCUAAUGUUCUCUUCACCGGUAGGCUCACAAAGUUAUCGAUUACCGAGCUGCAGCAAUGGUGGUGGAAUUAGAGGCAACGGAGAAGUGAUUUCUAUCUCAACAAAUGAUCAGCUAUGGCAAACAAAAUCUCCUCAAUUAUUUGCUACUGCUGCAGCAUCAUCAGGAUUCGGACAGCAAAUACUGAGACCCCAAAAUUGGCUGCACAAAAGUAUUGUCCGCCCACUCACGAGACCCUCAUAGCUGACCUAAUCUUGUGUUCCGCUUAGUCGUCGUCUAGGAUUCUGUCAUUAAAGAUCUCCAUUUUCUCUGAAUCUGUAAAAUUCCUAAUAAGGGACAAAAAUUUAUGAUUAGAAUCUGAAAAGGGGGAUUGGUAAUUUGUCCAAACUAACGGGAAAAAAGAAAUCUUGGGUUGGAUCUUCUGCAUUGCUGAUUAGUAACUGGUGAUACAGUAUGAUUGUAAUAUCUAUACAAGUUUUCUGGAUCUUUUGUGAAAAAAUUCCAAUGUACAAGAUAUGGUAUUAGUUCUUAUCAUAGUAUUAUUAGACCUUAAAUUUUUAA
Olea europaea var. sylvestris is the source of this 2241-nucleotide messenger RNA. RefSeq names its product AP2-like ethylene-responsive transcription factor TOE3. Gene Ontology annotation, molecular function: DNA binding; DNA-binding transcription factor activity. The record is from RefSeq and is a predicted model, not a curated record. The transcript has 9 exons. The coding region runs from base 301 to 1923 and encodes 540 amino acids. Gene Ontology annotation, biological process: regulation of DNA-templated transcription. Lineage: Eukaryota; Viridiplantae; Streptophyta; Magnoliopsida; Lamiales; Oleaceae.